Molecule: messenger RNA, 1346 nt
Organism: Seminavis robusta
Lineage: Eukaryota; Bacillariophyta; Bacillariophyceae; Naviculales; Naviculaceae
Source: the annotation of a GenBank genome assembly
CGAUGGACAGUAACCAAAUCCAGAUCCAGGACACCCACACAGAUCAGCAUCAUAGGUCAUAAUAGAGCAACAAACUUGUAGCAGACAAUGAUAAUGAUGGCUCCUUGGGUGUAUACACUUUUGAUGCUCUUGCUGAGCUCACCAUGGUCUCUUAGCGCCUUUCAAUCCACUGCGCCCGCAACAUUAUCGCGGACAACAUGUCGUCACAAUGCCAAGAUGGUUCGAGUGGGCAUUAGCAACAAUCCCAUGGAUGAAUUGGACAAGGCACUCAAGGCUGCCAAUGCUGCCAGGGCUGCUGCUGCUGAAAAGAGUAGUGUCGAAAAUAGUAAUAUUAAAGUUGAGAAGGAAUCUUCAGCAGAGGGUGCCAGUCAGAAAGAAGACAAAAAUGCCAACAAGGAUGAUACUGCAGCUUUGACUGCCACCACCAAGAGUUAUCCAACAUCCGCCGAUGAACCAGGGUCCUUGGCAGCACAAAUUAACGACCUCUUUACCAGCAUGGAUUUGUUGUUGGAAAAACUCAACUGGAGCAUUGUCAAGUCAAACGUCGUGGAUGGAUCCAUUGGAGAACGGGGUGAAGGAUACACAGCGACAGUCUUGUUUCUGUUUGUUUCCAUUGUCAUUGGCACGUUUCCCUUGCCGUACAUUGGACAAGUCUUUGCGUUCCUGGGUGGACCCGGGUUGAUGCUGGCAGGAGGGGCAUUGAUCUUGGCAGCCCUAAACGAUUUGGGAGACAACAAUCUGACACCCUUUUUGGCACCCGUCGCCAGAGGAGAGCUCAUUACGGAUGGAAUCUAUUCCAAGAUUCGACAUCCCAUUUAUGCUGGGUUAAUGUGUCUGUGUGCCGGAUUUUCCAUAUUGACAACCUCCGCACCCAGGCUAGUCCUGACAGCAAUUCUCAUCCUAUUACUCAACGUCAAAUCGGAUAAGGAGGAAGAAAAGCUCAUGGAAAAAUAUCCCGAGUAUGCCGCCUAUCGAGUGACUACUGGAAAAUUUUAUCCGGGAGAUUGGUCGUUUCGUGAAGACGAUUAAAACGUAGAUAUUGUAGCUAGCUAUACAUAACAUGUAGUAGAAGAAGUACCAUACUCCACAGGGCACUUUACCAAAGACUACAUACAUGAUGUGAUGUGAGAUCACCAAUCAAUCAACUACAAAGCUGCGAGGACCUGUUGUACAGGAUCUUGAUAACGUUGUAACACUACAAUCGGUGCCAAAUAAUCACCGCUGUCUAUUUGAUGGCAUCGCCAUACCAUGUUACAUGCUGGGGUGUGACAUUCUGGAAUUGUCUACUUCACUAAUCAACUACCGUAGUAGUCUUUUGCUAACGUAUUCUAAAAAAGGAGACUGCU